UAGUUACUUCCAACAUUUGGCUUCCUUUGCUUCCACGAACAUAAACCUUCUUCUUCUUCCAUUUCUUCUUUCUCUCCUCGUUUAACAAUUUGUUUGGUAAGGAAACAAGAAUGGGAAGAAGACCAUGCUGUGAGAAAAUAGGAUUGAAGAAAGGGCCAUGGAGUGCUGAAGAAGAUCGAAUCUUGAUCAAUUAUAUUAGUCUCCAUGGCCAUCCCAAUUGGAGAGCUCUCCCUAAACUAGCCGGGCUACUUCGGUGCGGAAAAAGUUGCAGGCUUCGUUGGAUUAAUUAUUUGAAACCAGACAUCAAACGUGGCAAUUUCACUCCUCAAGAAGAAGAUACUAUCAUCAACUUACAUCAAAUCUUAGGCAACAGAUGGUCUGCGAUAGCUGCAAAAUUGCCAGGACGAACAGACAACGAAAUUAAAAAUGUUUGGCACACUCAUUUAAAGAAAAGACUCCACCAUAAUAAUCAAGAUCAAAAAAACAAGGAAAAUUUCGUCGUCUCGACUACAGCUUCGGAGAGGCCAACCUCUCCGCAACAACAAUCUAGCAGUAGCGCCGAGAUUUCAGAAAUUACAACAUCGGGAAACAAUAACGACAUCUCCAAUAACAACAAAGACUCUGCGACGUCGUCAUCCGAAGAUGUUCUUGCAAUUAUAGAUGAGAGCUUUUGGUCAGAAGUCGUAUCAUUAAUGGAUUGUAACAUUUCAGGAGAUGAGAAGAAUGAAGAAAAGAUAGAGAAUUGGGAGGGCUCAUUAGAUAGAAACGAUAAGGAAUAUUCGAAAUUGUUUAACCACGACAUGGACUUUUGGUUUGACCAUCUCACUAGUAUUAGUAGUAGUAUAGUUUGAGAAAUUUCCGACAUUAUAUUUCUGAGUUUUGAUUUGGUUUUAGUUAAGACUUAUAUCUUCUUCCUUUGUCACCCACAUGAAUAAAAGUCGUUUACGUUU
Molecule: messenger RNA, 950 nt
Organism: Arabidopsis arenosa
Lineage: Eukaryota; Viridiplantae; Streptophyta; Magnoliopsida; Brassicales; Brassicaceae
Source: the annotation of a GenBank genome assembly